GCCAGAUGCCUGCUUUCGCGUAUUGCUCAGAGGAGUUCGAGUGCAGAGCGGUCUCCCCGUCAGUGCGAUAGGGACAGAGGUAGAACAGCACUGAGGGGUUCGGGCUCUGCGCUCUUCGUCAGCGCAGAGUACACGGACGGAAUUUGAGCUGGAGAAACAGGCGGCAGAAAGUCGGGGAGAGCCGAGGACUCACAACCGCGCGGAAAGAGGACCUCGGCCGGAAAAGUGGAACGAAAUAUUAAAACUGACUUGUGAGCAAUGCACUGGCAGCAUGGCCAAAUGGUUCAAGGAACACCUGGGAUUCAAAACCACCAAGGCGCCACCACCGGCUCCCCCAAAACCGGACUACAGACACUGUCACCCCACUGUGCCCGGAACGCCAGGGUACCAUCAGCAAAGCUCUGGGGCGACUUCACACUACCCAAGCCCAGCUCAACCGGACAUUCUAGCUGCCUACAAACUACAGAAGGAAUUGGACUUCGAGGACCCUUACACGGGAGGCGGAAACAUUUCAUUCUCAACAGGCAUGAGUUCUGUGGGGUCGCCGGACAUAAAAUACGUAUCCCCGAAGCACCGGCUUAUUAAGGUGGACACGAUCGAGAAAGGCAACCCUACGACUGGCACGAACAUUAUAUCACCGCCAGCUGUUUCUGCGGGGAACGUGAAAUCUCCCUCUUCACCUCCCGUAGAACAGGACAACAAGCAAGAAAAGCUUGUCAUCCUUGAGGACUAUGCAGACCCCUUCGAUGCCGAGCAGGCUGGCGGAACCCAGGGUUCCACAGAGAAGGCCACGGAGAACGAUGGUUACAUGGAACCCUACGAGGCCCAGAAGAUGAUGGCAGAGAAAGAAAUGCAGCAGCAGCAACAACAGAAAAAAAAGUGAGGCAUUUAAAAGUAUCUUCACUGCAGCCAGAGCCCCAACCAUAUCUAGGACGAGAAAGAAGGAACUGGACACAGCCUUUUUUUAAAUGAUCUACAUGGACUAUGAACCCCUGAGUAAAGGAGAACGAGAAGGGAUGCGACACUUUGCCAGCGUGGCCCAGCCAGGCUACACACCCUCCUGCUACAACACUGUGCGGGACACCCUCAUGCCGCAUGCUCUUGAGGAGAUGGAAGCAAAGCUGCGAGACCUAUAGGCUACAUUUCUGAUGGGCUAAUUGUGGCCGCAUAGCUAUGGUUAUGGUUUCUUAGCCAUAGGCGCUUUUAUCCGGUUUUUGUUCGUUUAAAACUUGGAUGCUUAGCCUGUAUUCUUUUGGCAAUU
Conger conger (European conger) is the source of this 1261-nucleotide messenger RNA. RefSeq lists its product as uncharacterized. Lineage: Eukaryota; Metazoa; Chordata; Actinopteri; Anguilliformes; Congridae. Bases 272 to 883 code for a protein of 203 amino acids. Gene Ontology annotation, molecular function: phosphotyrosine residue binding. The record is from RefSeq and is a predicted model, not a curated record. The transcript is spliced from 3 exons.